Messenger RNA from Poecile atricapillus (Black-capped chickadee), 2147 nucleotides. RefSeq names its product ras association domain-containing protein 9-like. Gene Ontology annotation, biological process: signal transduction. The transcript has 2 exons. The record is from RefSeq and is a predicted model, not a curated record. Bases 285 to 1544 code for a protein of 419 amino acids. Lineage: Eukaryota; Metazoa; Chordata; Aves; Passeriformes; Paridae.
UAAAGCCAGGCGUGCCCCGCGCUCGGAAGGUGAGGCUGGCCGGGGCCGGGACAGCCGGCUGAGCUCCGACGUUCGCGUCCCGUCGGCGGCCAGGGGGAAGCCGGAGCUCUUCCCCCGCCCCGGGACAAAAGUCCCCGAGUUUCUCACGGGACGGCCGGGCUCCGGGCCCCGCGCCUUAGCCUCGUUGCCCUGGGAGGUUGACCGGCAGCCUGCAAGCCCUUCGGAUCAAACCCGUCCCUUAUCUUGUCCGCUGCUGUCAGCCUGGGAGGUCUCCCAGCAAGGACAUGGCUUCAAAUGAAAGAGAGAUUGUGGUUUGGGUUUGCCAGGAGGAAAAGAUUGUGUGUGGCCUGACAAAGCGCACAACUUGCUCAGAAGUGAUUCAAGCACUGCUUGAGGAACAUCAGACAACAUUUGGAGAGAAAAAGGUCCUUUUUGGAAAACCUAGUGAUUACUGCAUUGUAGAAAAAUGGAGAGGCUCGGAGCGAGUACUGCCUCCCUUGACAAAGAUUCUGAGACUCUGGAAGGCCUGGGGGGAAGAGCAGGCAAAUUUGCAUUUUGUAUUGGUAAAGUCAGAUGCUUUCCUCUCGUUUCCAUUGUGGAAAACGGCUGAAGCCAAGGUAGUACAAAAUGUAGAAAAGCAGUGGGACCUCAGUCCAGCAAACUACAUGAAGAUGUUGCCAAUAGACAAGCAAAAGAAAAUUGUGAGGAAGACUUUCCGGAAACUAGCCAAGCUUAAGCAGGACAGUGUUCAGCAAGAGAGAGAUAAUAUGGAGACACUGAUCCAUCUGAUCAUUUCUCAAGAUCAUACCAUUCAUCAACAAGUCCUUAGAAUGAAGGAACUAGAUAUGGAAAUUGAAAAAUGUGAAGCAAAAUUCCAUCUAGAUCGUGUGGCAAAUGAUGGAGAAAAUUAUGUGCAGGACUCCUAUUUAAUGAUCAAUACAAGUGAGGCUGAGCAGCAAGGGAGUAGGCCAGAUGAUCAAAAAGAGAUGCAUGACUAUUUGAGCAAAAGCGAGGGAAUUUUACAGGUUGAAGAGAGACUGAAACAUCACAAACAAUUAAUAGAGAACCUAUGUGCUGAAAUUGAAAGAGAAGUACACGGUAUAUGCAUGGAAAAAAAUGGAGAGGAUGUUCGCACAGAAGGAGCAGCUAAUGUUGAACUGGAAACCUCAGAUUUGGAAAGUGUAAAAUAUGAGCUGGAAAAAAGUAUGAAAGAUGGUCUGAGAAUCAACUCAUACCUGAGCUGCAUCCAGAAAGAACUUACAUACAGGGACUCACUGCUUCAAAAGAAGGAAAAAGAAUAUGAACUUCUUACAGAAGAAUUUAACUUACUACAUGUUAAAGACAACAUUGAAACUAGGCUUCAACCAAAUGAAGAGCCAUCCAAGGGCAGUGGCAUCUCCAGUAACAGCAUUGCUGCUCCUGACUUUGUUCAUAGAGUGACUAAUCUGGACAUAAACGAUACAGACUCUGACACUGGAAUCAGCUCUACACACAGUCAGGACUCUGAAAUAACUGCAGGGGACAUGGUACUGCUGUCAACAUAGUUUAAAACAGUUACGCAUUUUUAAAAUUUUUAUUUUGGAGGAUAUUUAUAAGAAGUAGUAAAUCUGAUGUCUUGAAAGUUAAGCUCUUCAAGGUAUUAAAGCUGUGGCAUUGCUUCAGCAAAGUAAAGAGUGUCUAUUUAUGACCUUAAUAGUAUACUUGUGCUCGAAUGCUACAUGCUAAAAUGGAUUAACUGGUAAUAGGUGCAAAGCUGUUGGCUGUGCUGCAUCAGGACAGACUGUUUAGACUUCAUAAUGUUGACACUCAGUGAAAUGGGAGCAUUCUGACUGGCUUGGACCAAAUGUUUGGAGAUUUCAUAUCCUUUGGUCUUUGGGUCCACUCCUGCAUCUCCCUAACUUUUUAGGAACGAGAAGUAGAGACUAGAGAAAGCUAGACCAAGAGCUUGAUUUUCUGCUCUGUUACAUUAGCUUUAUGCAGACAGAGUUUACUUGCUAUGAAGCUGCUGUAAAAGAUGAUAUAAUUGAGCAUUUAAGCUGUUAAAAAAUAGUUUUUUAUGAUAAUGUAGAACAGAAGAAAUGUAAUUGCAUUUAUGCUGUAUUUUUAAAUUUAGUUUAUACAUAUCAAGAUUAUAUUUUUAAAAACUC